Molecule: messenger RNA, 4064 nt
Organism: Penaeus indicus
Lineage: Eukaryota; Metazoa; Arthropoda; Malacostraca; Decapoda; Penaeidae
Product: poly [ADP-ribose] polymerase tankyrase-1-like
Exons: 11
Coding region: 296-1927 (543 amino acids)
Biological process (GO): positive regulation of transcription by RNA polymerase II; intracellular signal transduction
Cellular component (GO): nucleus
Molecular function (GO): protein binding; transcription cis-regulatory region binding
Source: RefSeq, a predicted model, not a curated record
GGAGCAGCCUUCAGAAAAGCGCACGGCAUUCAUUAGGAUCUUACAUAUUGACAAAAAAAGGUGAUUUUGAACACAAAGGCAUGUGAUGAAACCUCUCAACUGGGAGAGUGAAACUGACUUAAUAUCUGCAAAGAAAAUGAAACUUUACUCUUAGUGAACAAGAAACACUAGAAACACUGCAAGUAUUGUGCACAAGAAAACAAGGCGACAGUGACUUCCUCGUAUACAAACAGAAACUGUGAUAUCCCUGUGAUAUUAAGCAACGGGUAGUCAACAUACAACUUAAACAGCAAAGAUGCCUAUGGAAAUCGUCAACCCAGACCUCAUCCUCGAAGCCGACGAGGCCGAGGAACCGGAAGUGUCCGAGGGCUCAGAGACAGAGGAGGAGCGUGAGGGCAUAGACGAGAACCGGAAGGACAAGAGACGCGCCAACAUACAGCGGGAACUUGCUGAUGCUAUCGUCCGUCUGGCUCCCUUGGAUGAGCUCAAGAUUCUUCUCAAGUGUGGGGCUAACGUGAAAGACUCAGUGACACAAGGUUUGACUCCCUUGCAUUAUGCUGUAUGGCAGCGCUAUCCCGAGGCAGCUGAAUUCCUCAUUGGUGAAGGAUGUGACAUCAACGCCCGCGACGAGAUUGGCUACACGGCCUUGCAUCUGUCGGCCGAGCACGGGUACACAGACAUGAUGGAGGUACUGCUCAAGAACGGGGCGCAGGUGAACUUCAAUAUUCCUCCCGAGUUCGACGAUGACUUCCCUACAGAUGCUGGGGACGAGCCUCUGAGACUGGCUCUGAAGCACGAUCAUUACGACGCCGCCAAACUGCUCUUGGAAAAUGGCGCGAACCCCAACGCCAAGUACUUCUUCGGCUCGGAAAUCAACCUCAUCAACCCCCUGAACAUACAGCUCUUGAACCUCCUCCUCACAUACGGCGCUGAUCCCAAUUCCCGCGACAGACAGGGUUUCACGCCUCUCAUGAAGUGUUGCCGUCUUCAGCAGGAUGCGUCAGAAGAGAUGGAAAACCGAGACAACAUCACCGGCCCAGAAAUCCUACGACACUUCGCUCAGUCGCUGCGGGGUCUUGAGAGUGUCCUCCUCCUCAUUUCCUUCGGCGCUGACGUCAACGCCCGUACUGAGGGUCGACAUGACUACAGGUGGCAAUACCUUCACUCUGAGUCCUCCCGCCCCUGCAACCUGUCCCCUCUCAACAGGUCCGUCCUCCACUACGCCGUCCUCUCGGGCUCCAUCCCCAUCGUCAACCUCCUCCUCAAGCAAGGCGCUCAAGUUAACUUCGAGGCCGAGUACAACAAGCCGACGCCCCUCGACCUGGCCAUCCUCAAGGGCGACGUUGAACUGGUGCGACUCCUGCUCGACAAUGGAGCCAACGUGAACGCCAGCUCCCCCAUCAUCGGCUCGCCCCUGCACAUGGCCUGCAGCGAAGGGAUCUCCAACCGCCUGCCGAUCCUGAAACUCUUGCUGGAGAAGGGAGCAAACCCCAACCUGGUGAUUAUCGGCGAUGAUGGUUCCCCAAUCAAGCCGCCUAUUGGAGAGUAUCUGUCUUCCAAUGAGGAACACGACGUCGAGGUGGUUAACCUGUUCCUCAAGCAUGGCGCAGAGGUGGUGAUGCAGAGCCAGAACAGAGACCCCCGCGGAAUCUUGAACUGCCUCCCCAAUCUCACCAAGACCCCGGAUGUUCUCAUUUCUCUUCUCGAGGCCGCGCAACGUUUUGAUCUCGCGAUUAUCAAACAUUCGUCACUGAUUGAUAAUGAUCAGCGGAAAAUAUACCUCAAGGUUGGCCAGUCUCCCUUGCCCCUCAAGCACCUAGCCAGAAUCCUCCUUAGGCAGGAACUGGGUGAUAAAAUGCCUGUUAGAAUCGACGAACUUGACCUGCCUGCGAUUAUGAAGAAAUACCUUUUGUAUGAGAUCAGUUAACUGCUUGAGAUCAAAUACAGUAGAUUAAGCCGUAAUGUAAGAAUUGUAUUAUAUAACGUUUCAUUUAUAUAUAUAUAGUAUAUAUAUGUGUAUAUAUAUAUAUAUAUAUAUAUAUAUAUAUAUAUAUAUAUAUAUAUAUAUAUAUAUAUAUAUAUAUAUAUAUGUAGAUAUACAUACACAUUUUGAUAUAUAUUAAUUGUCCAAUUUACCGUUAUACUUGUGAUUUUGUACAUAUUCAGAUAGAUUAUAUAGGUAUAUUCUGCAGAUGCUCCGCCAUUCGUAUUCGCAGUCAGUAAAGAAAAAUCGUUCAAGCAAUUUCUUCGAAUAAUCAUAUAUAUAUAUAUAUAUAUAUAUAUAUAUAUAUAUAUAUAUAUAUAUAUAUAUAUAUGUUUGUAUGCAUGUAUAUAUUAUGAUAAUUCGAAAAUAGUAAAAGCCUUCGGUUCUGUAGAUUAUACAUAAAGAGUGGUGUCAUUCUUUAACGACAUAAUGACAUCCUAACGUUUGAUAUUUUAAAAAAACAUUGUUCCGUUAGAGAUCUUAAUUUAGCCUUUUUUUCGCUGACUUGUGAUAUGUUCUUACUGAAACGAAGACUUACUUUUUUUGUAAAUAGCUUACAUAAACACACAGAUGCGGCUGGUCGGGAACAGAGAGCCAAGAGAACGAGCUUGUCUCGUUACCAAAGGCUUUGUAAAUUAGCUUAGAAUUUGGCACAUAUUUUUUUCUUUUAACUUUUUUUUUCUUCAUAAUAUUCCUGUCUUUAGUCAGACGAAUAUGGAAUACACGAGAAAAAGCACUCAUGCUGAACAAAAAAUCAUAUCUAUAAGUCAUAAAAGUAUUUGUAGUUUCUGAAAUUAAUUAUACUUCUAGAUCAUUUAUAAAUCGGGCAUAUUUUACUGUUCUUAAACGACUUUCUCAACUCGGAUAAGACCGCACCAAUAUCUCAUCUUGAAAAGUCAUAAUUUUUUCCGUCAAUUCUUCGAUUUCAUGAAUUUUAGGUUAGGUGUGUUUAUAGAGGCUUAUAGUUAGAGUUUUAUACUGUGCACAUUGCCAGGUAGACUUACGAACUAAGCAGUUCAAUUGUACAGUAGAUUCUGACUUAUUUUUACAUAUCAACUUCUUUUUGUAUAAAUAAGGGGGUUGUUUUGUAUUGUCUUAUGUAAUAUUUUUGUAUCAUAUUAUUUAUGCAUUUUUGUACUUUGUUUAAUUUUGUAUUUUGUUUAAUUUUCUAUAAUCUUAUGAAAGAGAGAAAGAUUUGUUUGGCAAACCUGAAGACACGGUAAGAGUUUAGGUCAAGGUACAUUAGUGAAGAGAUAAAUAAAUGAGAUUUUAGGUUCAAACAUUAGCUGUUCUUGACCUGAUCCCUUCCUUUCUUAGGUCAAUGCCUUGGUUAACAAUGACAUUUGUAAAAGCGCACUUGGUCCUCAUCAGCAGGGCAUUCUAGAUUUGCUUAUGUGACUAAUAUAUCCCCCACUGCGAUAUAUUUUAUACUCACAAUAAUGCACAUAUUAUCAGUAUACAUAUAUACGAAUUACCUUUUUUUUUUACUCAGUUCUUCCAAACUCACGCGAAUGUCACUGCAAACUCACUAUUUUCUUGAUAACAUUUGGUAUCAUAUUUCCUCUCUUUGUUAGGCUAUGUAAUAGGAUUUUGUGCUGCCACCCUUGAGAUAAAUUUGCUCUUUGCCCUUUGUGAGAGGAAAUAGAAUCUGAGCAUUUUUGUAUUUAAGGUUACGUCGAAGCUUAAUAUUCACACUAAUCUGCCCUUCUUAGCCUGGUGCUAGGACUGUUUAGGGAAGGAUAAAGGGACUGUGAUGAUGAAUAGUGUAGUUUUAUACUCAUCCUCUUCCUAUGAAGGUAUAUCCAACGCGGCAUAGGAACUGUUUGUGCGUCAAUGAGACUUCGGCGAAUUUUUUUUCUACAGUUUAGUAUGUUCUAGCAACGACUGAAUGGUGAAGUUUCCAUGAAUGAAAUCCCUGCUCUUUAACAAGCAUUGUAUUAUUAGACGAAUAUGUGUUUCACAAGCUGCCACCAUGGCUUGGAUGUUCAACGCAAUGUCUCUGGUUAGGAACCAAGAAUUAGACGUGAUCGUGCGCUUCUCUUGUACUACUGGUUUGGAUAUUAAAGAUGUUUUAGAUAAU